AUGAAAGCAUAUCGAUUCCACAACGUCGAGGCUGGUCUCCAGUUGGAAGACAUUGAUGUGCCAGAAGUUUCAAGCAGCGAGGUAUUAAUCGCUGUUAAGGCCGCUGGAUUGUGUCAUUCAGACUGCCAUACCUUGAAAGGAAGCAACUGGGGCGGCAAAUUUCCGAUUACCCUUGGCCACGAAGUAGCUGGAACCGUUGUCACACUGGGAAAGAAUGUUUCCAACGUUAAGGUUGGCGACAGAGUUGCCGUUGCCCUCCCCGGUCAGCCAAUUGAAGAGAUGGAAUUUUCCAGUGUGAUCGGAGUCGGCUUCGAUGGAGGAUAUGCCGAAUACGCCGCAGUUCCAGCUAAAUUUCUUGUUCCGAUUCCAGAUAAUGUCACUUUUGAGCAAGCUGCUGUUGCCACUGACUCCAUCUCGACCGCGUACCACGCUAUUCUCGCCGAAGGCAAAAUUACCACGUCCACCACAGUUGCAGUCGUCGGACUGGGUGGGGUGGGAAUGAAUGGUCUUCACUUUGCGAUCCUUCAGGGCGCCCGUGUGUAUGGGUUCGACAUCGAUCCCGCCAAGCGUGACGCAGCCAAAAGAUUGGGAGCCAUUGAAUGUUUCGAUAGCCUUGACUGCAUCAAGGAUGUCUCGAUUGACGUGAUUGUGGAUUUCGUUGGUUUGACCGCCACAUUAUCCAAAGCCGUCACAGCGGUCAAGCUGGGAGGCCGCAUUGUGGCCGUCGGUUUAGGUGAUCCCGAAAUCACCCUGCCGACUUUCAGCCUGGUCUCUCGUGCUAUUGAACUGAAAGGUUCAAUUGGGGCAUCGUUGGAGGAUUUCCAUGCUGUCUUGCAACUUAUUUCAUCCGGAGACAUCCGACCUGUCUUAGAAUGUAUCCCCUUCAGUGACGUGGUCGAUGGUCUUCAUCGCCUAGAGCGAGGUGGGGUCCCUGGACGACUUUACACAAUACCCGUUGCGAUUGCAUAG
Messenger RNA from Penicillium vulpinum, 969 nucleotides. RefSeq names its product zinc-binding dehydrogenase. The transcript has a single exon. NCBI's taxonomy places the organism in Eukaryota, Fungi, Ascomycota, Eurotiomycetes, Eurotiales, Aspergillaceae. The record is from RefSeq and is a predicted model, not a curated record. Bases 1 to 969 code for a protein of 322 amino acids. Gene Ontology annotation, molecular function: zinc ion binding; oxidoreductase activity.